AAAAUAAAAAUAAAAAUAAAUCCGAGGCGCGGCUCAGGGGAACAGGAACAACAGCAACGGAGCCUGGAGCGACGACGGCGACGACGAUAACGAAAACAGCUCAGCCACCGCGACCUUGGCCUGAUCAGCGCUGCGUCUGCUUCUACUUCUGCUUCUGCUUCUCGUGGUUGCUUGACUGUGCUGCUGUUGCUGCUUUUCUACUCAUGAAAGUCUUUCGGUCCUCGUCGGGGUCUGCAAAAGUCUCCGCCAGCGACCCCCGCGCUCAGGUAACCCUGGCCAUAGCCGGCUUCUGCGACAAAAAGCGCUCAGGAACCUCAUUCAAAUCCAUCUUCCACAACACAUCCGCCUCCGCCUCCGCCGCGCCGUCGUCCGCGGGCGAAGACGACGACGUCACCCUCCUCCCCGUGAUUGUCGAAUGCGCCCAAUCUUCCCCGCAAGCUGCCGCCGAAGCCGUGCGCUCGGUGCGCAAGCGGAUAGAUCCGAAGCAUUCAUCGAACCCGAUCGUGCAGUACAACGCCAUCCUUGUCCUCCGUAUUCUCGGAAGCUCAAACUCGACCACUAUACUCGACCAGAUCGGGCUCGACGGCAAACUCGCUACUGCGGUUUCAAAUCUACUCGCGCAGGGCAACGAUCCCUCUGUCCGGGCAGUUUUGAUCGAGACUCUAGAGUAUUUUCAACGGGAGCAGCGGCUAGAGGAGAACCUGGUGCCUCUCAAACUAGUAUUCGAGCAGUACAUGCGCAAGAACGGAGGAAAGACCACCGCAGCCAGCACCGCCGAGAAUCACCAUCAGCCCCGCUCCCUGUCGCCCGAGAAAGUAGCCGACGUCAUCGAGGAGGCAAAGUCCUCAGCCGGUCUGCUGCAACAAGUAGUCCAGACCACCGCUCCCGCCGAGAUCUCCGCCAGUCCUCUUGUUCUCGAAUUCUACGAGCGCUGCGUACGGCUGUCGUCCAAGAUCGAAUCAUACCUCUCGCGCGAUGUGAUUCCGCCACUGGAGGAGAGCAUGACUGUCAAACUCAUUGACGCGAACGAAUCGUUAUCCUCCGCGAUUGAGAUGCACAAGUCUGCUCUCGACCGUGCCGCAAACCUCGUAAGCGCACCCAGGGAGUUCUAUGUCCAGCAGGAACCUACACCAGCUCGCACGGAGCCUUCUGCGUAUAACAGUAUACCCAGCAGCAUCUCGGACGUCUCGCCGGACGUCGCGCGACGAACGCAGCUGGAAUACACGCCGAUCCAGCCUCGUCAGCAGGAGCUUCAGGAUCCGUUUGCAGACGACGAUGACGAAGAUAGUUUAUGGGUGGGUUGUUUUGUUACUGUUUCUCUCAGAUCUUAUUGACCAUUGCUAACUUGGCUAUACUAUAUAUAGGUAACGCGGACAUCGAGUGGAGCUGUCGACGGAAACCCGACUUCCCGAGUCGUGUAAGAUGUACGAUUAAGAUAUUGAUGGUUGCAUAUUCAGAUUGUUUUGAUAUUGUUUGGUUUUGGUUUCUGUUUGUAUUUCAUUGUUAAUCAUUGACUAUUGUUUCCUGUUAUAAUUGUAUAAUUGAUUUCUUAUCUGAUGGCAAUGAUGUGUUGUCGCUGACGUCGACAAACUUAAAUGCACGUGUUUGGUCCCGAUGACUUCAACGUUUUUAGUAGCUUUGAAGAGUUCUCCGAAGAUAUGAUAUUAUUGACAAGUGAGAAUCUC
Messenger RNA from Myxozyma melibiosi, 1685 nucleotides. RefSeq lists its product as uncharacterized. NCBI's taxonomy places the organism in Eukaryota, Fungi, Ascomycota, Lipomycetes, Lipomycetales, Lipomycetaceae. Gene Ontology annotation, cellular component: actin cortical patch. Bases 204 to 1334 code for a protein of 376 amino acids. Gene Ontology annotation, biological process: actin filament organization; actin cortical patch localization; endocytosis. The transcript is spliced from 2 exons. The record is from RefSeq and is a predicted model, not a curated record. Gene Ontology annotation, molecular function: phosphatidylinositol binding; ubiquitin binding.